CUUUGCCCCGGGCUGCCCUGUCCGUCCCGCUUGGGCUUCGGCCAUGCGGUGCGACGGCGAUCGCCGCCGUUCUCCGAGGGCAGCUUGGAUCCGCCCACUGGGCACUGCUGCCUCUGCAACUGUGGGUGGGCUGCAGCGGGGCUGGCGGGCGGCGGAGGGAUGGUCCUGAGUCCUGCGACCGCCCUCCUCUCCUCCUCCUCCUCCCCGGCCCAGGACGGCGGGCCACCCUCCCGCCUCGCAGGGAGCCUGGGAAGGAACCGGGCGCCCCUCGGGACGCCAGCGGAAGUGGCUUCCCCUCGCCCGCUCCUCGGGGCGGCUAGAAGCCCGAAAAAGAGGCCUGGCCGACCCUGCAGGCUGGGCGGGCUCCGGGCUGAGUCCGACGGGGCGGGCGGGCGGGCGGCCCUCCUCUCUCCUCUCCGCCUCCCCCGAGUCGCGGCCGCCGGAGCAGCUCAGGGCUCGGCAGGCAUCCGAGGAAUUCGCUCCCGCCGAGCGCGGCGCGGGGUCCGGGCGAGGCGGGGCGACGGGGCCGGAGGAAGAAGGGGGAGGACGCCGCCGCCGCCGCCGCCGCCCCGUCGAGUGAUGGCCCAGCCUCUGCUGCGGAAAACUUUCUCCCGCCUGCGGGGCAAGGAGCGCCUGGGGCGCAAAAAGGCGGCGCAGCGCAAAGAGCCAGAUUCUCCUUCCGAGGCUCCAUCAGCUUUGGAGUCCCCCACGGAGUGUGGGCUUCUCCCGCCGGUUGAUGGACGUGCCAAAGGGGCCGCCGUCACCGUGUCGAGGAAGCAAACCUGGGCCAAGUUUGCUUGGAGCAGCCAGGAAGACCCUCGCAGCAGGAAGCUGAGCUCUCCAAAUGCUGCACAGACACCUGCUGACCUCGGCGAAACGCUGUCCCCAGAGAGCCAUCCCCGCAUUGGCUCAGCGGCAACUGGGCCCAAGGAAGCCGCUGAACCAUUGGUCAGCUCAGCAGAGACCCGCACCUCCAGCAUCGGCGCCAAGUGCAGCAGCCAGGGGGCCUACCUGCAGAGCCUUGAGAGAAGCAGCCGACACUGGGUGCUCUCCUCGGGGAAGACCCAGGGGGCAGAAGAGCCGGCGGCCGGGUCCAGUACAGAGCAGGAGCCCAGCACGCUCUGCAGCAGCGAAGGGGAUAUCUGGUACAAUCCCAUCCCGGAGGAGGAGGACCUGCAGCUCCCUGACCGCGACAAGAGGUGGGGCAAUGGCGCUGAGAACAGGAGCAGGAAGGGGAAGCCAAGGGAGGCCAAGGCUGCAGGCGAAGGUGACUUGCAGCAGGCAGGUGGCGAUGGUUUGCGGACUUCGCCGAGCCAUGCAAGGCCAGCAAAGCAAGCGGAGGAGCCGAGCAGCAGCCACCAGUCCCGGGCCUUUGGGAAAGUGGCAGUCGCUAGUGUGGAGCCUGAGGAGAGGGCUGCGGGCACCGUGUCAGCAGCCCAGAGCCCCAGUGCCCCCAAGAAGGGCCACUCUCUCUCCAAAGCCAAGUCCCCGGGCCCCGUGCGCAGCCUCUCUAUGAAGAUGAAGAAGCUUCCGGAAUUGAGGCGGAAGCUGAGCCUGCGCAGCUCCCGGUCCAGAGAGCCGGACGGAGGCCCCUCUCCCAAGGAGUCGGGCAACGUCAUCAGCCGCUACCACCUCGACAGCAGCGUGGCUUCCCUGCAGACCCUGGCGCGGGCCAAGGCCGCCAGCAGAGGGGGCUACCUGAGCGACGGCGACUCCCCAGACCUCCUGGCGAAGCCUGAGGCCUGCCUGGGUCUCGAAGGGGGGUCCUUCCGACCGUACAGCUUCGCCGAGCAGCCCGGCUGCCUACAGCACCUGUCCGGCCUGGUCAGCAUCCACCUUCUGGGGGUGCAGGACUUCAGGCCCCCCAAGGCUGAAGCGAAGGAGGUCUUCUGUGUCCUGCAGGUGGACUCGGUCAACAAGGCCCGCACGGCCCUGCUGCCUUGCCAAGCAGCCUUCCUCAGUCUCAACCAUUCCUUCCAGCUGGAGCUUGAGGGCGCCCAGCUCCUCAAAGUCGUGGUCUUCUCGUGCGACCCUGCGGCGGGCAAGAACCGAGUCUGCUGCCACGGCUCCCUCCUUCUGCCCCAUGUUUUCCAAGUUCACAUGGUUAAUUCAGCAAAUCCUUACGAAAAUCUAACGAUAACAUACUGGGAGGCAGUGACUGGUCCAGGUUCCCCCAGUUGCAGGAGCCAACAGCUUGCCAUGCAGCUGGAGCCACAGGGCCUCCUCUACAUCAAACUCACCUUGGUAGACCAGUGGGAUCCAGCCAGCAACCCACAGGAGCCCCAAGUCUUUGGAGUGAAGCUGAGCCAGCUGGUGGAGAGGGAAGGGGCUGCCAUCAAAGUGCCAUUGCUGAUCCAGAAGUGUGUUGCCCAGAUUGAGAAGCGGGGAUUAAAGGUUGUGGGCCUGUAUCGCUUGUGUGGCUCGGCGGCGGUGAAAAAGGAGUUGCGUGAUGCUUUUGAGCGGGACAGCACUGCCGUGGUUCUCUCAGAGGACCUCUAUCCAGACAUCAAUGUCGUUACAGGAAUCCUGAAAGAUUACUUGCGUGAGCUCCCCACACCUCUCAUCACUGACCCACUGUACCAAGUGGUCCUGGAAGCCAUGUCCAAUCGGGCGGCUGGGCAGGAGGCGAAAGAGGCGACAACGACAGCACUCCUGGAUUGCCUGCCAGAGGCCGAGAAGGCCACCCUGACAAUGCUGUUGGACCACCUCAGCCAGGUUGCUGCUUUCCAUGCCUUCAACCGCAUGAACGCCCAGAACCUGGCUGUGUGUUUUGGUCCUGUGUUGCUGAGCCAGGGAGCAGCGGGGCCGGGCCCCUGUGGCCCCAGCCACCACCACCGCACCAUUGCCAGCACCAUGGACUUCAAGCACCACAUCGAAGUGUUGCAUUACCUGCUGCAGUCCUGGCCAGCCCCACGCAGGGCAACCGAAGAGGAGGGCGAGUGCCCCCUGCCCAUCAAGCCACCCCAGCGCCACUGCCGCCCUCCCUUGGACCUGCCACUGCUGCAGACCACUGUCGUGGCUCGGAGCCGCCCUCGAGGCCUGGAAAGCCCUCCUAGCAACCGCUACGCUGGGGACUGGAGUGUGUGUGAGCAGCAGUUUUCGGUGGGGCCCAGGCCGGGCGGCGACACCGACUAUGACGAGGUGGCUGGCAGUGAGAGCGACAACGAAGAGGACAAUGAAGAGGUGACUCUGCCACACCACAACCGAGCCGUCUUUGUAGGGGACUUCGCCUUGGUGGAAGACCCUGAGGCUCCCUUCAGCGCGAGGCUCAACCUGAAGGACUUUGAUGCCCUCAUCUUGGACCUUGAGCGAGAGCUUUCCAAGCAAAUCAAUGUCUGCCUGUGAGCCGUUCUCUCGGGGCGGAACAUUGCGAGGCCUAAGGAAGGGCCGAGUGUGGCUCUGCCGGGCCCUUCGGACAGCCAGGCUAUGACCAAGUCAAGCUCAGGCGGUUGAUCCUGCCUCCAUAUCAGUAUUCUUUUGGAUCACGGUACUUCGAACCAAGUGGUCCGCCUUUCGUAUUGUUUUCGUAUGUCUUUUCCCAAAGGGAGGUGCUUUCGCUGUGACUCUGGCUGUUAACUGCUAACUGUUAACUGCUGUGACUCUGGUAGCCAGAGUGCAGUUUGUAGAGCGCUUUCAACCUCCUAAAUUUCCACCGUGAAAUUUAUUGUGCGGGGACAGGAAGGAAGCGUUCCUGCGUGUCGGCGGUUUCGAGGAAGAGAGGAGCUGACCAAGAUGUUGUUUUCUUUGCCUGAUAACGUUGAAUCGGUAGUAUUUAAGUAGCACAUUUCCCUCAUCAUCCAGAGCACUUCAAACAAACCCUCGAAGGUGGGUCAGUAUUAUUACCUCCCUUUAUUAUAGAUGGGAGCCGAGUUUGUGAAGCUGUUGCUUGCCAAAGGCAAACUCCUCUGCGAGUUUGUGCCUGAGCUCAGGUCUGAGGGAUGCCCUUGGCAAAGUGUCCUCCAGGCCCUCUUGUGGGUGGGCUUAUCUGUCAGAGGCAGUGGUCUGGGCAGCCAAGAACUUCCAUUUCAAUUUCCCACAAUGCCCCUGAAGGAGCAUCAAACUGGAGCUUUCUGGGAAAUUAAAACAAGAACUCCAAGCCACCUGGUGCUGAAAGGAGCACUGAAAAUAUGUUUGGGGUGGGGGGUGGGGGGCAAAGGCAGGCAUCAAUGCAGGGGAGAGCAGGGGCAUAGUAUGGAAGGGGAGGCUGCCAGGGCGAUGGCCCUGGGUGCAUUUUUUAAGAGGGGGCUGCACAUUUGGUGGCCAUAGCCCCUUGGCAGUCCCAAGAUGGCCCCAGGGCCGCGUUGGCUGGCCAGGCUCCCCACUAUGCAGGAGGGCAGGCAGUGCAGCCCUGCUUGGCUCCGAUGGGGUGGGGGGCACUCUGGCAGCAUUGGUGGCAAGGGCUAGGCUGGCGCAGCAGGCUCCAUUCACCCUCCAUGCCCCACCCCCCUGGUCACCCCAGCCUGCUCCAGGCACCAGCAAAUCACGCUAUGCUGCUGGGAGACGAGGCUGACCCGUGGGUUUAAGGGGUCUGCAUGCUGAGGCCAGGCCUAACUGUGUUCCCCUAGUUCUAAUUUACGGUUUUUAAAAUGGCGCAGCUUUUGUUUUGACUGUGGAACUGGGCGAGCAGUUCAUUUUCACUUUCUUCCUGCCUGAAAGUAGGGUUGCCAUAUUUCAAAAAGUGAAAAUCCAGGCAGAAAAGUUAUUGAGCUUUUUUUAUUUGCAAAAUUGGAUGCUUUUGAGCUAUUUCUGAGCAAAAACGACACUGCCGACAUCAGCUGCCAUACAUCCAGAUUUUCCAAGACAUUUAGCCGAUUUCCACCCGGACAUUGCUUUGCGGCUACAGUAUUCCGGGAAAUUCCAGAUGUAUGGCAACCCUACCUGAAAGUGAAA
This is a messenger RNA of Podarcis muralis (Common wall lizard), 4890 nucleotides long. RefSeq names its product synapse defective Rho GTPase activating protein 1 (gene SYDE1). The record is from RefSeq and is a predicted model, not a curated record. Lineage: Eukaryota; Metazoa; Chordata; Lepidosauria; Squamata; Lacertidae. Gene Ontology annotation, molecular function: GTPase activator activity. Gene Ontology annotation, biological process: cell migration; signal transduction; regulation of Ras protein signal transduction. Gene Ontology annotation, cellular component: synaptic membrane.